Molecule: messenger RNA, 1485 nt
Organism: Malassezia pachydermatis
Lineage: Eukaryota; Fungi; Basidiomycota; Malasseziomycetes; Malasseziales; Malasseziaceae
Product: putative zinc finger protein
Exons: 1
Coding region: 1-1485 (494 amino acids)
Biological process (GO): regulation of transcription by RNA polymerase II
Cellular component (GO): chromatin
Molecular function (GO): RNA polymerase II cis-regulatory region sequence-specific DNA binding; DNA-binding transcription factor activity, RNA polymerase II-specific
Source: RefSeq, a predicted model, not a curated record
AUGGACGCUGGUGGACCCCCACCUAGCUACCACGAGUCGCGUGUCAAGUCGGACGACGCGCGCGAGCCGCCUACGCACGAAGACGGCCCACCCAUGAAGGCACAAAAGCAAGAUGCCACGUCAUACCCAGGCAAGGCGGCAUCUCAGGCUUCUAUUCCACAGUACAAUACGAUCGAUUUUCUCGGUAAUGUGUCUGGUGGACCUCAUGCAGCUGCUGCGGAAGCGCUGGCUACAUUCUCUUCCUCCGUCGGCGAAACUGCCAACAACUCCAACUUGUUUGUCAAUGUGCCACCGCCAACACAAGGACAAACAGAGACGCAGCCCACACCGGCACAGGCACCGACGCAGGCGGCUUCGUCGACGCCACAGCAUGGGCCUCCCUUCCUUUGCCCUACAUGCAACACAUCAUACUCGCGCCUGGAAUAUCUUCGUCGCCAUGAGCGACGCCAUGCGGACAUUCGCCCCUUUGCGUGCCCAUGUGGAAAGUCGUUCUCGCGUAGCGAUGUGCUGGCGCGUCACAAGACCAAGUGCCGCGUGGUGCUAAGCGGCGAAGGCCAAGCGGCUGCUUCCAGUGAUAACCGCGCCAAGACGGAGCGUACACCGCGCUCGACACCGCGCUCGACUAAGGGACGUACAUCGUCGCAGAUGCGAACGAGGAAUGACCGUGAUGCUGUGGCGGACUUGUCGGUGGACCCUGCACUCUCUGCUGCGGCUGUGGAUCCAUCUAUACAGCCGCCGCCUCCGCUGGAAGGUGGUGCUCCAGCAGGCGAAGCUGAUGAGUCGUACUCUUACAACACAGCGCCUCCAUCGUACGCGGGGCAUUCGACCAACCAUGCAGAGGGUGACUAUACGCAUGCCAAGGGGGGUGCGGCGCAUUACACCGGUAUGCCCAUGAAUGCCCAUGCGCAAAUGCCUACGCGUAUGCAUGACUCGAAAAUGUACGCACACGGCGUGAGUGGAACGUCACGGAAUGCCAAUAUGCCCUAUAUCUCUGGUACUGCUGCUAUCCACCCAGAGCUCUCGUCGCGUGGCCAAGGCAUGUACAGCGGCACGCAUUCUUCGAGUGGCGCCAACAGCCCUAGCACUGGUACCGGCACAGCUAGCUCUGCAGCCUACUACCCGUCGCAACAUACGGGUGCCGAGCACACCGGCACGUAUGCACCGGGCACCAACGCGGCCCAUACCGCUGGUCAUUACAGCGAAGCGAAUGGCUCUGCGCCUGUGGCUGGCAUGUACCAACACCCCCACGGAAAAGACUUGGGCCGCUUUUCGUCAGGAACCCUUUCACCGUUUUCGAACACGGCGUUGAGUUCGAACAUUUCGCCGUACCUGUCGGCCUUUUCGUGUGCGCGUGACAUGCCACGAAUGUCGAGCCCACGCAUGGGCUCCUCGAGCAACACGAGCCAAAGUGGCAGCGUGCCCCCGCCCCCGCCUACCACAGGUACGUCGCAAGGCGAAGAGCCCGAGUCUGAGGCGCCCCAGUAG